UUUUAUAUUUAUAUAUCCCUGGCGGCUGCAUGGCUUCAUCUCAUAGUAUUAAUGUAAUGAAUGGAUGAACCCUUUCAAAUCCCAUCUAGUUCCCACCACCUCCAUCUGUGACAACAGUUAGUAGGAAUGCAAAGAAUCAGAUUGUCAUUACAGGAGAUCACCUUCACACCACUAUAGUCGAUCAAGGUGAUCCGAUUAUGAACCAAGCAGGAAUAGGCCAAUACUCAUCGGGAAGCAUACCAUCACCAGUGAUGGGCGCUCACGUAGGAUCGUCUCAGCUUUAUGGAGCUACAGAUAUUAAUUCUCGAGUGGGACAGGGUACAAUGCAAACAGUGGGUCAUGGUAGAGGUGGUGCUCUGGCUGGACCAGGCAAAACUGCUACGCCCACUGCGCCCGGCACAGGCGGAUCAGCAACAGUCAUCAAACUCAAGCGUCAUGGAGGUGCUGGCUCCUCCUCAUUAGCUAGAGCUGUCCAGCAACAAUUGGCGCAGCGGAAAGCCAAUGCAGCAGCAGGCGGUUAUACGAUUGAUGAAACAAAGAAUCAAGGAUCAAUGUCAACGUUCAAGGUUACACCUGUAUCAGAUAGUGCAUCAAAUCUUUCGAAGACAGGACCCAAUAACUCGCUUUCUUCAGCAAUGGACUUUUCGGAUCCAUUGAAACCAGGGGUAACGGGAAGAGGACCUAUUAAAUCACGAAGGAAAUCUAUUGCUAAAGGCUUAGAUUCGAUAUCUGCAUCGCAUAACCAACCAGGAAGCAUCCUUGGCACUGAUCCUAACACAGCAGUCGCAGGCAGCUCCACAGAUGCUCAAGUAUCUGACAUAUCAUCUGCAUCACUGGGUUCUUUUGUUAUACCAAAACCGAAGCCAAUCGCGCCCAAAAAGCCUCGGAAAAAGAAGGUUGAGGAUAACGGCGAUGAAUCUUUAGCAGGGGCUGGGAGCCGCACCGCAGGAGUGGGUCGCGGCAAAGGAGGCUUCGGAUUGGGUAAGGGCAAAGGAGGAGGGCGAUCUAGUAUGGGUCUAGGACUAGGUAAGGGUAAGGGUGGCGCUUAUCGUCAAGAAUUACUCCGACGUGCUGAAGUGGAGGAUUUUGAUAAUGAGAGUGAGGAGGGCGCCGAUGACGAUGACGACACUAAUGUUAACGCUACCACAAGAAGUGCACCCUAUAAUUCGGGUAACGGAGCACUUGGGUCAAGCAACACGAUGUAUAUGAACGACAACUCUGCACUUGCUCAAUUGGUCAGCAGUGCUUUGCAGGAUCAAGCUAAUAUGGUAGCACAGGCGCAGUUACAAAAACAGCAACAGCAACAGCAACAGCAGCAGCAGCAACAGCAGCAGCAACAACAGCAACAACAGCAGCAGCAGCAGCAACAGCAGCAGAGCCCACAACAGGAGAAGCAGCAACAAACAAACCAGACAACCAAAGCCAAGAAGCAGCCAAAGAAAGCAUCCGCUCCAGCUAAACCGCCGCCAGUACGUAAAUUUGGUGGCAAAAGCUUUGGGAUUGCAGGUGGUGAAAGUUCUGGCAGUAGUAGUAAUGAAAGUAGUGAUGGCGAAGGUAGUAGUGGCUCACAGAGUGAUUCGUCAUCAUCGGGCGGUAGCGUUAGUGGGUCUGACCCUGGUGACUCUGACUAACUAUCAGCCAGAAUACCAGAAUAGACGACAAAAAUUAUAAAAAUACCAAUUAAUUUAACG
This is a messenger RNA of Lobosporangium transversale, 1691 nucleotides long. RefSeq lists its product as hypothetical. The transcript has a single exon. NCBI's taxonomy places the organism in Eukaryota, Fungi, Mortierellomycota, Mortierellomycetes, Mortierellales, Mortierellaceae. The record is from RefSeq and is a predicted model, not a curated record. Bases 198 to 1631 code for a protein of 477 amino acids.